AUGGCUGAGGCCAUCACCAUCCCUUCGCCUUCUGUCUUCCUCCGAGCGAGCCCGCCCCCGCCAAACGACCCUCCUGCGUCCUCCCAGCCCAACGCGCCCAAGCAGCCCAAUGGCCGCCGUCCUGGAUCGGCGGAAGGGAAGAAAAAGGCUGCUCCUCGCAAGCCCGGCGCAUCGGCGUUGAGCAGUGGUGGUGGUGGGAGCGGCGGUGGUGGUGCGGCGGACGGCGCUGCCGUCAUCAAACCGAAGCAGAGCAAGAGCCGCAACGGGUGCUUGACGUGCAAAGCGAAGCGAUUGAAAUGCGGUGAAGAGAAGCCCGGGUGCCAGCAGUGCGCGAGACGCAACGUGGUGUGUGGAGGGUACAGGAAGGACUAUAAGUGGCGGCCGUUCGAAGAGACCAACGUCAAGCAACAUAUUGAGCGGCAUAAGAGAGGACUCUCACCAAAGCAGUCAGCGGUAUCAGGACAAUCUUCCAAAGCGGGCUCGCCAGAACUGGGUGGCUCGAAGCCCAUCGUAGAUCCACCUCGUAGCGACGAUGCGAACAAGAAGCGGGAUAGCGUCCUGAACGAAGGCAGCCCUCAACCACGCGCUGUGGAUGCGAGGCCAGCCAAAGCAAAGCGGACCCAGCCUCCUCCUUCGAACAAGAAGGGCAAGGAACCGGUUCCCUCCAUCGAGGAGGAUUUUGAGCCGCCGCAAGACCCUCGAAGUCGUACUGAGAGCCCGGAACAGGCCCAACAGCCAGCAGGAGGACCUCCAGACUUGUUGCCGGGCGCCUUGUCGCACUUUACUCCUGCACUUGGCCUUUCACCUACGCUGACUGAGAUCUUACUGCCAUUCGACCCCAGCAGCCAUCCUCACCCCGAUCUCGCCAACCUCUCGCUGCCGAGCGGGUUUCAGAACAUGAUGACGCCAAUGAAUCCCAUGCUGGACCCAGAUCUGGACGAUGAAGAGAUCAACUUUGACGAUGUUGUAGAAAUCGACUCCGACGGCGAGCCUAUGAACAACCAGCAAAUGGCAGUGCGUUCGAGGAGAGCCCAAACGAUGCCCCUCGCGUCUACAGGCUCGCCGGACGAUGGGAUGAGUCCAACGAUGAACUACAUCUACCCGCAGCCAUUCGUGGCGGAAGGCAGCCCAGAGAUGCUUACGUUCCGCUUCGACCGUCUUACCUGCGGCAUCCUGUCUAUUAUGGACGGACCGCAUGAGAACCCGUGGCGGAUGCUGAUCUGGCCGCUGACCUCGCAGUCUCCUGGUCUAUACCAUGCUAUCUCCGCCAUGACGGCGUUCCACUCGGCGGGUGAGAUCCCAGGCCUUCGCCUCGUCGGCCACGAGCACAAGGCGGCCAGUAUCCGCUACAUUCAAGAAGGCAUCCGAGAUAAUAGUAUGGGCGACCAGACUGCCAUAGCUACUGCGCUUGCUCUGGGGUUCGCCGAGUCUUGGGACCAGCCUACCGUUACGGGCAAUACGCACAUCAAGGGCGCUCAAGCGCUUGUCCGCCGUGCCAUGCAGCGACACCGUCGCAGCCCGCUGGUGGGCGACGACCUCGCUCGACUGAAGUUCUUGAUUAAUGCCUGGGUCUACAUGGACGUCAUCGCCCGCCUCACUUGCGUCGACAGCGACGAGUCGAACGACUUUGACAACACUUUCAUCUUCUCCGACACGCCCAACGAGUGCCCCUCGAUGGUCAUGGGCAGCCCGAAUGGUGGCUUUGGAAUUGACUUCGGUAUGCCGGUAGAUGCACGUCUGGACCCGCUCAUGGGCUGCGCCAACACCCUCUUCCCACUUAUCGGCCGCGUGGCCAACCUUGUCCGCCGAGUCUGCAGAUCGACAAGCAAUUCGCCCGUAAUCAUCGACCAGGCGCAUGUUCUCAAAGUCGCACUCGAAGCCUGGGACCCACCGGCCUUCAUCGAGCGCCCGGAGGACCCCACAACCGACGUCCAACACACCCUCCAAACCGCCGAAGCCUACCGCUGGGCCACGCUCCUGCACCUGCACUCCGCCGUCCCCGAACUCCCCUCCCUCACCAGCACCGAGCUCGCCCAGCGCGUCCUCCAAUACCUCGCCACCGUACCCCUCGCCAGCCGCACGGUCAUCGUGCAAAUCUACCCCCUCAUGGUCGCCGGCUGCGAGAUCCCCUUCGACGAAGACCGCAACUGGGUCCGCACGCGCUGGGCCGCGAUGAACCAGCGCAUGCGCAUCGGCAUCAUCGAGAAGGCCGCCACGCUCACCGAAGAAGUCUGGCGACGCAGGGAGAACUACGAGGCACAGCCGCCUUCGAAUCGGAAGUUGGUUGCGACGAAAGAGCUGCAGCCGCAGCGCGGGCGCGGGCAGCCUUUGGUGCGGAGUCCGACGGGCAGCAUGAGGCCUGGAGACCCGGGAAGGACGGGGAUGGUCUUUAGCUAUGUUGAGGGCGAUGGUGAUGGUGGGGACCAGAGCCCACCGGAUGAGGACGAGAAGAGGAGGCGUGCGAGGCAGAGGCGGUUUGGCCGGGAUCCGAGGAUGAGUAUUUCGGACCCGGCGUAUACGGUAAGAGGCCAUUUGCACUGGGUGGGUGUGAUGUGGGAUUGGGGGUGGGAGAGUCGGCUGUCGCAGUGA
This is a messenger RNA of Saxophila tyrrhenica, 2589 nucleotides long. RefSeq lists its product as uncharacterized. Gene Ontology annotation, cellular component: nucleus. Bases 1 to 2589 code for a protein of 862 amino acids. Gene Ontology annotation, biological process: positive regulation of transcription by RNA polymerase II. The transcript has 3 exons. Gene Ontology annotation, molecular function: zinc ion binding; transcription cis-regulatory region binding; DNA-binding transcription factor activity, RNA polymerase II-specific. The record is from RefSeq and is a predicted model, not a curated record. Lineage: Eukaryota; Fungi; Ascomycota; Dothideomycetes; Mycosphaerellales; Extremaceae.